Messenger RNA from Cololabis saira (Pacific saury), 1356 nucleotides. Its product is annotated as aldo-keto reductase family 1 member D1-like. Lineage: Eukaryota; Metazoa; Chordata; Actinopteri; Beloniformes; Belonidae. The record is from RefSeq and is a predicted model, not a curated record. Gene Ontology annotation, molecular function: Delta4-3-oxosteroid 5beta-reductase activity; aldose reductase (NADPH) activity. The transcript is spliced from 9 exons. Gene Ontology annotation, biological process: bile acid biosynthetic process. Gene Ontology annotation, cellular component: cytosol. Bases 98 to 1093 code for a protein of 331 amino acids.
GAGGAGUUAUGUCUGUGGUCAAAGACCUGCAAGAUUAGAGUUUUCAAAAUGUGCUGAAUGCAGCACCGGAGCUAAACUUAUAGUCACAAAGGGCUACAUGCCUUUACUGAAGAUGGAACUCACAGCAAAAAAUCACUCCAUUCCUCUAAGUGAUGGAAACAGUAUACCUCUGAUAGGACUGGGGACUUAUGGAGAUCCUCGUUCGACCCCCAAAGGAACUGCCUAUGAAGCUGUUAAACUGGCCAUAGAUGUUGGUUACAGGCACUUGGAUGGAGCUUUGGUCUAUUACAAUGAGCACGAGGUGGGACAAGCAAUAAGGGAAAAAAUUGCAGAUGGAACAGUGAAAAGGGAGGACAUUUUUUACUGCGGAAAGUUGUGGAACACAUUCCAUCCGCCUGAGUUAGUACGACCAGCUUUGGAGAAAACACUGGAGACAUUGAAGCUGGAUUAUGUUGACCUCUACAUUGUAGAAAUGCCCACAGCAUUUAAGCCGGGAGAUACAUUCUAUCCCAAAGAUGAGAAUGGGAAGUGGCUUUAUCACGAGACGGACCUUUGUGCUACAUGGGAGGCUUUGGAAACUUGCAAAGAUGCUGGUCUGAUAAAGUCUCUUGGAGUAUCCAACUUUAACAAGCGUCAGCUGGAGCUGAUCCUGAACAAACCUGGACUUAAACACAAACCAGUGUCAAACCAGGUUGAAUGUCACCCGUACUUCACCCAGCCAAAGUUGCUGGAAUACUGCCGGCAGAAGGACAUCGUCAUCGUUGGUUACAGCCCCCUGGGCACAUCCAGGGAUGCAUCAUGGGUCAACCUCAAAUGUCCCCCUCUGCUGGAAGAUGAACUACUGUCAUCAAUUGCCAAAAAGUAUAAGAAGACCACAGCGCAGGUGUGCUUAAGGUUCAAUGUGCAGAGGGGAGUGGUAGUCAUCCCAAAGAGCUUCAGCCAUGAUCGUAUCAAGGAUAACUUUGAUAUAUUCGACUUCUCUCUCUCUGAGGAUGAAAUGAAGGCGAUAGAGGGGCUGAACAAGAAUAUUCGUUUUGUGGAGCUUCUCAUGUGGUCUGACCAUCCAGAGUAUCCAUUUCAUGACGACUACUGAUUCCACAAAUUUCCAGAUCACUUUUCCAUCAUUGUCAGCUUGAUUACUUAUGAACUGAACAACCUUUUUGUGCCUUAAUUUGAGACUUUAUGAAACACUUCCAAUGUUUACUGUACUAUACUGACUUUAUUGAAGUUGGACACCUGUUCAUUUCAAAAGUGACUCUGCAAUCUUUAUCUAAAACUAUUUUUGUUCUCAGUUACAUUAAAAAUCUCUUAGAUUAAAAUGAAAACGAAAAAUAAAAAGUGAUAUUUUUCUUUUGA